Impatiens glandulifera is the source of this 1603-nucleotide messenger RNA. Its product is annotated as flavonoid 3'-monooxygenase CYP75B137-like. Gene Ontology annotation, molecular function: iron ion binding; oxidoreductase activity, acting on paired donors, with incorporation or reduction of molecular oxygen; heme binding. The transcript has 2 exons. Lineage: Eukaryota; Viridiplantae; Streptophyta; Magnoliopsida; Ericales; Balsaminaceae. The coding region runs from base 23 to 1534 and encodes 503 amino acids. The record is from RefSeq and is a predicted model, not a curated record.
UAUAUUCUCUCCUCCAAUUCUCAUGGCAUUAUUAACCUUUUUCAUCUUCAUCCUGAGCUUGAUAUGGCUCACAUCACUUCUACUUACAAAGUUCUCAAGAAAUGCUAAAAAGAAUCAACCGUUGUCGCUGCUGCCUCCAGGACCGAUGGGGUUACCCAUUUUGGGAAACCUCCCUUUCAUAAAACCCGAGCUUCACUCUUACUUCACUGACUUGGCGAAGACCUAUGGCCCAAUCUUCUCCCUCCGACUUGGAAACAAAAUUGCAGUUGUCAUCUCCACUUCCUCAGUGGCACGAGAAGUUCUCAAAGAUCAAGACAUCAUCUUUGCCAACAGAGAUGUCCCUAUUGCUGGUAAAGUUAGAUUCAAUGGAGGUUCUGACAUUUUGUGGAGCCCUUAUGGACCUGAAUUGCGGAUGCUAAGGAAAAUAUGCGUCCAAGAGAUGCUUAGCAGAUCCAAGGUGGAUUCAUUCUAUCAUAUCCGGCGAAGGGAGGUUCGAAAGUUGGUCAAUAGCCUUUGGGUCCGAAGGAUGUCGCUGGUGGAUGUUGGGGAAGAGAUGUUCAUGACAGUGUUGAAUUCAAUAAGCACCAUAUUGUGGGGAAAUGAGAUGGCCGAAAGGAAUCUAGGGACUGAGUUCCGUCUCUUUGUGGAAGAAUUGAUCAUGCUGAUAGGAGAACCAAAUAUAUCAGACUUCUUUCCAUGUCUAGCUUAUUUUGACUUGCAAGGUAUAGAGAAAAGGAUUAAGAGAUUGGUCAAGAGAUUUGAUAAAGUUUUUGAAUUGAUGAUAAACGAACGAAUGGGAGAGGAUGAUAAUAAUGUGAAGAAGGAUUUUCUGCAAGGUCUCUUGAAUUUGAGGAAAGAAGGAGGGGAUGCUAAAACGUGUCUAACUGAUUCUCAUCUCAAAUCGCUUUUAAUGGAAAUGGUUAUCGCAAGCACGGGUACAACAUCAUACAUGAUGGAAUUCAUGUUGGCUGAGAUGAUGAACGAUCCCCAAAUAAUGAAGAAAGCGCGACAAGAAUUAGAAAAUGUGGUAGGCGCAAACAAUAUAGUUGAUGAAUCACACAUUCAUAAAUUACCUUAUUUGCAUGCAGUCAUGAAAGAGACCCUCCGGUUACACCCUCCUGCACCCCUUCUCGUACCACACUGCCCUAGUGAGUCUUGCACCAUCGGUGGGUACACCAUCUUCAAGGGCACUCGUGUUUUCAUUAAUGUGUGGGCCAUACAUCGAGACCCUUCGUUUUGGGAGAAUCCACUCGAGUUUAAUCCAGAAAGGUUUAUUAAGUCUAAGUUGGAUUAUAGUGGAAAUGACUUUAACUACUUACCGUUUGGCUCCGGUAAAAGAAUAUGCGUGGGCAUUGAAAUGGCAGAAAGAAUGUUUUUAUACUUGUUGGCUUCACUACUCCACUCUUUUGAUUGGAAAGUGUCUGAGGGAGAGAAAUUAGACUUAGAAGAGAAGUUUGCACUUGCACUAAAGAAGAAAAGGCCUCUUAUGGCAAUACCAACACCUAGGCUUUUGAAUCAAGCUUUAUAUGAGUAGUUAUAAAACAUUGUGAAUAAAAUAUUUAAAUAAGAAAAAAAUCUAUGAAAAGCAAAAUUUCUCAAAUAA